UCAGUCAAUAUUUCCUGUCGUGAGUCUUGAUUGGUUGAACUACCGGGUGCGCUUUACCGCCAUUUUGAAAAUUUAAACCUACAAUGUCGGACACCGAAGAAAGAGAGAAUUCUCCUGUUUCCAAAGAGGAAGAAGAUGUUAAGAAAGAGGAAUCGGACAUUGAUGAAGAUGAAAGUCAUGGUGACUCAGAUGAACCAUCUCCUACAAAAUCAGAAUCCUCAACUGCUGCUGUAAAUGAAUCCUUAAAUAAAAGUCCAAGUCCCAAGAAAAAGAAGCAGCCAGCUAAGAAAGACGAGGAACAAGAAGAGGAGGAUGGGGAAGAGGAAAGUGAAGAGGAAAGUGAUGGUGAACCGAAGCUUGGACUUUUAGAGCGACCCGUUGUUAUAGAAUCUGGAAAAAGGCAGAAGAAGAAAGUUGAACGCUUAGACAUAUCUGGCAAUGCAACUCCAAAAGAAAAGAAACAAAUUGAAUUUGAUGGUGCUGGUUUGAAACUUGGAGACUGUCCCAGAAUUGAGUUGCAGAUACAGAAGAAUAAAGCUGAUGAUUUGAAAGUGUUGCAUAAAUAUUUGUUUGGAUUACGUGGUGCAACUAAUACUGUAAAGAAAAAUCUGCGCAACUUCAAUGGGUUUAGCUUUGAAAAAGAUGACAAAGAAUACGAGAAGAAGACUGCCGUACUGAUCAAAUAUACAAUGACAAUGUUAAGACAGUUGUGUGCAAUACUUGAUCUGGAGAGACAGGGUUCAAAAGAACAAGUCAUUGAAAGAUUAAUGACUUUUUGUAUGGCACCCAAAGAUUCUGGCAAAAAAGUCCCUAAACCAAAAAGAAAAAGAGGACCAAGAGCAAAGAAAGAAACGGGUGUGAAACGGAAAAGAGCAUCAAAAAAAGAGAUGGAAGAAAGGAGAAAGAAUGCUGAAAAAGCACAAGAAGAAGAUGAUGAGGAUGAUGAUGAGGAUGAUGAUGAUGUAGAGAGUGCAGAGGAUAGUGAUGAGAAGGAAGAAGAAGACAAAGAAUCUGAAAAAUCAGAGAGCGACGAGGAAGAAUCUGAGGAGGAGGAGGCUCCCAAAAAGAAAAAGAGAAAAAUAGAAACUCCAAAGAAAAAGUCUCCAACAGAAGCCAAAGCUAAAAAACCUGCUGCCAAGAAAGAAACAAAAAAGCCAAAAGUUACACCCAAGAAAGUUGCAGCUCCAGUGGUAUCUGACUCUGACUCAGAAGACAGCGAUGAUUCUGAUGAUGAACCACUUCAAAAGAAGGCAAAACCUAAACCGUCACCACCAACAAAUGACGACUUAAAGACAGUGAUAAAGAAAAUACUAGACAAAGCUAACCUUGAAGAAGUCACAAUGAAAUCAGUUAUUAAAGAGGUUUAUGAAAAAUAUCCAGCAUUUGACUUGUCAGAUAGAAAAGACUAUAUUAAGAAGACAGUGAAACAGUUAAUAACAUGAUGUAUGAUUUGAGAGCUCACCAUUCACCACACAAGAAAGUUCUCCAUCCAUGAGUUACGGCCCCGGGGAAUAGAAAAAGGAACAGAUAUCUAGCUGAUUCCUCUGAUGACUGCACUUCUGUCUUCAAAUAUCUCCUCGGCCACAUCUCUUUUCUUCAUUCCUUCCUCAGAGGAAUUAGCUAGCAUGUCAACAUGCCUGGAUAUAGGAGUAACUUCUCAGUGAAAGUGUACCGUGAAGUAAGGUCGUGAUAAACAUCAAGGGAGUACUGUAAAAGUAUAGGGCUUUACACUUUUAACUCAUAUCAACCAAGUCAGCAUAUAAAUACUUCAGUAAAACCACUCCAUAUGGAAUUCAUCGAUCAUGAAUCCAUAAAUGCUUAAAUGAUAGAAUAUUUGAUAUAACGAAAAUGCAUAAUUGUGCCAAUAUUGGACUUCUACUAUAAAGAUCAUGACCUUUAAAAUCUUAAGAAUUGUUAUGAGGAAAAUUGGGUUAAAGCUAUGAACGGUUUAGUGUAAAUUUCAAAUUGGUUUUACCUGAAAAAUAGAAUGCAAAAGAAAGAGGAUUAUGUCAGCUAUUGCUGUGUUAUGCUGUAGAGAAACUCUGCUUAUUCUGGUAGGUUAGAUUUAAUAUGUACUUUUAUAAAAUGUUGCAAAGAAUUUUUUUUUAUUUUAUUUUUCUAUAUUUUUUUUUUUUUUUUUACAAUUAUAACAGCUUGCAGUUCAUUUGUUGCUCCUCUUUGUAUAAGAGCUUUUAGUUUUCCAAAAUACAAGGCCUAUUUCUAGUAAAACAAUGGUUCAACCCAAGACUUCGGGCUUUGUUUACUAAUUGUACAUUAAAUUUUUAACAUUUGCAUAGCUGAAAUAAGCAGGAAACAUUACAAAAGAAGUGAUAUAUUUUGGAGCGUGGGGUCAGGUUUUUCAUUAAGGUCAGCACCCACAUGUUCUGAUGUUCUGUUUUGGGAUCACACAUUCUGGUAUAGCGCAUGUGGAUUUUGGGUAGUAAUUUAGUAAACAUCUAGCAAAGGCUUCCGGUAGUUUACAGAAUUUCAAUGAGCAUUUUACUGCUCCUAGAACUCUGUAAGGAAGUUUUUGAAAUACAUUUCUGAAUAUAGUUAUAAAUAUCACAAGUACAUUCAUCACAUGUCUUUCAUAGAGGGCACACUAUUUAUAAACUAAAAUACAGAGUCAAUUAGAGCUCGGAGAAACAAUUUUUAUUUUUUUAGUAUAAUGUCAUUUUAAGUGUUUUCAAAUUGUGUCGUAUACGUACAUGCAUGUAAAUACCCAUGAGUAUGUACAUUUUUACAUUAAUACAGUGUCCGUGUUUUAUGUCUGUAAGAAGCAAUUCUAUAUGUAGUUUGUGUAUUUGUAAGCCUUUUAAGGUUGGCUGUAGAAUAAUAUUCCAAUGUACUGUUUUAAUAUCUAUAACUUUCCAUAUGAAGAAUGUAAGUUUAAUCAUGGGCAGCAAUUGAUGUAGUACAUGUACUAUAUGGUUAGUGUGUAGUGAGGAUAAUUAUCAUUGUUGUAUCUCGCCACAUCCGUGUCUCAUUAUGUUCAAAGAACAGUAUUCAUAUUACUCAGUUAUCAGCUUUUAAUUUAGAACUCAUACAUAGAAAGCAUUAUCAAUUUCAAAAAUGAAGUUUUGCCAUCCUUGGAAUUCCACCAAAACAAAAAUCUUAGCAAGGGAAGCGUUAUGUUUUCAGUCAACUUAGAAUGGGUUGAAUUAAUCAUGGCGAAUACAACUAUUAACGAUGGAGAUCUCCUGAUACUUCAUCCCCAUCUUUAUAUAUGGAAUGGGUUGUGUUCCCAUCUGUGUUCAUCACCAACCAAAUCAUUUUAUAUCAAAUUAUGCAAUAAUGUUUUCCUGGUGUAACUCACAUUGUUAUUUUAAAUGUAUCUAAAAUUAACUGAUAGACAGGGAAAAACCAGGAGAAGAAAACGUGCAUGUUCUUUAACUUGUAAAAUGUAGCAGCAAGAAACUCAAUGAUCUAAUUCUGUAGCAAGUUUGUUUCCAUUGUGGAAUGAUGGACCUUCUAUUGUAUAAUGUUUGCCAAACUACCAUGAUCCACAGAUCAGGGUGUCAAAUAAAACCAUCAUACAAAUACAUGUCUAUUGAAACUUUUAAAUGUUUGUCAAAAAUACAAGAUUUUACAUUUCAA
Messenger RNA from Pecten maximus, 3597 nucleotides. RefSeq names its product protein DEK-like. Bases 84 to 1442 code for a protein of 452 amino acids. Lineage: Eukaryota; Metazoa; Mollusca; Bivalvia; Pectinida; Pectinidae. Gene Ontology annotation, molecular function: DNA binding; histone binding. Gene Ontology annotation, biological process: regulation of double-strand break repair; chromatin organization. The record is from RefSeq and is a predicted model, not a curated record. Gene Ontology annotation, cellular component: nucleus. The transcript is spliced from 12 exons.